Messenger RNA from Sturnus vulgaris (Common starling), 1344 nucleotides. The record is from RefSeq and is a predicted model, not a curated record. NCBI's taxonomy places the organism in Eukaryota, Metazoa, Chordata, Aves, Passeriformes, Sturnidae.
AAAGAACUUGUGACCAUGUGCAGUCUUAAGUGCUGCAGUCCCAGAGCCCUUUUCCUGUUGCUGCUCUGUAGGUCAAUGCAAAUUCCCGAAGCUGAAGGAAACAGUGAAAUUCUACCUCCAACUAUACAAAAAAUAAUAAAAGGGUACAACAAGUAUCUACGUCCAUUUUUUGAUAAUGGUCCUGUGUCAGUUGGAAUGAGUAUGGAUAUUGCAAGCAUUGAUACAAUAUCAGAAAUAAAUAUGGACUACACAGCCACCAUAUUUCUAAGGCAGAGAUGGACUGAUGAGAGACUUUGUUUUGAUGGUAAUAAGAGUUUGAGCUUAGAUGGUCGACUCGUGGAAAUGCUUUGGGUACCAGAUACCUUUAUAGUUGAUUCAAAAAGGUCUUUUCUUCAUGAUGUCACUGUUGAGAAUCGUCUCAUAAGGAUAUACCCUAAUGGAACAGUCUUGUAUGCUAUAAGGGUCACCACAACUGUUUCAUGCAGCAUGGAUCUGACUAAAUAUCCAAUGGAUAAGCAGACAUGCACUUUGCAACUGGAAAGCUGGGGUUAUAACAUCAAUGAUGUCACAUUUUACUGGACCAGAGGAAAUGAUUCAGUUCGAGGUUUGGACACACUCCAGCUGGCACAGUACACAGUAGAAGACCACUUCACCUCUGUAACUGAAGCCGUGUACGAGACAGGACGUUACCCAAAACUUGUGUUUCACUUCGAACUCAAGAGAAACAUCUUGUAUUUCAUAUUAGAGACAUAUGUACCAUCAAUCCUUCUGGUGGUGCUCUCCUGGGUAUCGUUUUGGAUAAGUCAGACAUCAGUUCCAGCCAGGAUCUGCAUAGGUGUCACCACAGUCCUUACAAUGACAACACUGAUGAUGGGAGCCAGGACUUCACUCCCAAAUGCUAAUUGCUUUAUUAAGGCAAUUGAUGUGUACCUUGGUAUCUGCUUCAGCUUCAUCUUUGGAGCACUGUUAGAGUAUGCUGUGACUCAUUUCUGCACUCUGCACCAACUCAGCUCAAAGGAACUUCCAAAGAUUAUUGAUGAUGAUGAUGAUGAAGAAGAGAAGAAUGGAGUCCUGGCAGCAGUGACAAACAGCUGCAGUGCCCCUGACAACACGAACGAGACUGAUUCAAACAAAAGCAAACAAACCAGCAUUGACAGAAAAAGGGAGAGAAGCCAACACAGUGUGUGUAGUUCAGCAAUGUCAGUAAUGAGAAGACUUUUCUGUAUCUUUGAUUGCUUCCAUGUUAAAAAUCCUUACCACAUAGACAACUAUGCCAGAUUCUCUUUCCCAUUAUCAUUCAUCAUAAUUAAUGUACUUUAUUGGGUUUAUUAUUUGUAUUUCUAA